AUGAAUUCAUCGUCUAGAGUGGCUGGUCAAGGACUCUAUGCUUCUCCUCCUCCGCCAGCUUCCGACUGCUCCUGUCUUACUCCACCACCACCACCACCACCUCCAUCUCCUACUACAAAUUGUCCACCGCCUCCUUCACCACCUGUGCCAACGACUUCUCCACCGCCUCCUCCUCCGGGGUCAAAUUACUACCCUCCAUCCUACUAUUAUCCACCUCCACCAGGUGGCUACUGGCCGUACAACCCUUCACCCUCUAUAGACUACAAUUCUCCUCCCCCACCUAAUCCUAUCUUGCCUUAUUUCCCGUAUUACUAUCUCAAUCCUCCUCCACCGUAUUACUCUUCUUCAGCAACUAUGCUCAAUGCUUUUCCACCGUUGACCUGGAGGAGUCUACAACAUCAAUCCGGCAGAGAUCAAAUAUCCAGGACAACAAUGCAGCACAAGUUACACAGACGUCAAUGAAUAGGUAGAAUUAUUAUCUACUCUCGAACAUCAUUCUUGGAUGUAAUUCAGUUUAACUAUGCAGAUUAAGAUUGAUUAUGUUUAAAAUGUGAUAUUACUAGUCAUAGUAACGGUUGAAAUUUAUGUGGAUGAUUAAUUAGGCAUUUGAACCAUAUCAUUAAUUUUCUCCUUUUAUGACAACU
This is a messenger RNA of Coffea eugenioides, 644 nucleotides long. RefSeq names its product leucine-rich repeat extensin-like protein 3. The record is from RefSeq and is a predicted model, not a curated record. NCBI's taxonomy places the organism in Eukaryota, Viridiplantae, Streptophyta, Magnoliopsida, Gentianales, Rubiaceae. The transcript has 2 exons. Bases 1 to 462 code for a protein of 153 amino acids.